Messenger RNA from Tetrahymena thermophila SB210, 3852 nucleotides. RefSeq names its product cytosolic regulator of adenylyl cyclase, putative. Gene Ontology annotation, biological process: TORC2 signaling. NCBI's taxonomy places the organism in Eukaryota, Ciliophora, Oligohymenophorea, Hymenostomatida, Tetrahymenidae. The record is from RefSeq and is a predicted model, not a curated record. Gene Ontology annotation, cellular component: TORC2 complex. The transcript is spliced from 7 exons.
AUGAGUCACAUUCAAGAUAGCGGAUAACCCAAUGAUAAAAAAUAGCAAAAACCUCUUACAGAGUAGGACUUAGUUUAAGAUGCUCUUAGGUUGAUUCGUUUCUUUGCAAAGAAUAAAGGAACACAGCUUUACAAUGAAAAUAAGGCAUAUUUACUUCAGGAAUUAGUAAAUAAAGUAAAGAAAUUAAGUGAAAUGAAAUCAUCUAAGCUAAAGAGUUUUUAUAACGAGGAAGGAAGCAUCAUUAAUGUCAUUCGUUAAUUUAUGAUAGAAACUCGUCCUCUUUUAAGAUAGAACACUAUUAAAUUCUUUCGAUUGAUAUUUGAAUCAGAAAAGUUUGCUUUGCAGUAUAUACAAUACAAUAUACCCAUAUUUAUUGCUCGAACUCUUGAAAGAGAAAUAAAACCUGAUCCUCGUAAUUAAUCAAAUUAAUAAAGUUAGCAGUAAGAAAUCGAUCAAGCUUUAAAAUUUAUUAAGAGAUGGAUAGAAAUUGCUCCCAAGACAUUCCCUAAACUUUUAGCCAAUUCUUUAGUCGCAUUUGCAGAAAGUACUGAUGAGUAAUAUAAAAGUGCAUCUAUUGAAAUCGUAAGAAAACUUGCCAUGGGAAACCCAUAAUAAUGUGCUUGGUCUGGUGGUAUUAAAUUACUAAUUGACUGUAUAAUAGAUCCAAAUCUUGAAUCUUAAUCAGAUGCAAUCGUUUAAUCUUUGCUCUUUUUAUUGAAUGAUCCUGAAUAUAGAAAUUUAAUUAGAGUUUAUCUGGAUUUCCCAAAGAUAUUUGGUGUUUUUACUGAUAUCGAUUGCCCUCCAAAAACGAAACCAAAAUAAUAAUCAGAUGAUGAAUAUAAAAAGGAAAUAGAAGCAUUUGACAAAUAACUUUAGCUUGCUAAAAAAGCUCUCAUAACUAUAUUAAAAACAUGGAAAGGUCUGAUUUAUUUAGGUAAUUAGCGCAUAGCCAUGAAGUCUUUAGUUUAGGCCCUCAGACAACCUAUUCAUGAGAAAAUUAGGAAUGCUAUUUAUGAUAUCUUAGGAGAGCUUUUGGCUUUAGGAGGAAAGGAAUGCUUAGGAAAGACUUUAACAGUUUAGCACUUCUUAAAUUACUAUUUGAUGAUUUUAAUUUAAUUACUCCUCGAUUGUGAUUUAUUUAGUGUUUUAGUAGAGCUUAGUGGCUUAGAAGAUGAAAAAAAAUCACUAAGAGCUUAAGAAUAGCUUAAGCAAUUAACAACUUUAAUGUUUAAUUUACUUCCAAACUGCUCUAAGUACACUGAUUUCUUAAUUUCUGCUGCUAAUUAAUGCAAUGAACAAUUAACAGACUUAAAGGCUUGGUCUAGCAAUAUAGUGAGCAUCAUGGGUAAUUAUGUUUUUGACAGUAACAAAAAAAACAAAAAGACUGUUCAUUCGAAAUUUAUGUAUUAGUGUGAAAACUUUUAUCUAUCAACUUAGCUUGGACUUCCAUCUCAUAGAAUCAAUAAACAAACAAUAGGGAAGAUUAAAUUUUAAAAUGAAACAGAAUCUGAUGACCUUAAUUUUGAUAAGCUUUUAUCUGAUACAAAUAUUUAAAAAGACAGUAAGUAGUGGAAUUGGAAUUCUAUUUUAGAAAUAGUAUAAACCUAUUUCUAAAGCAAAUUCAGUGAUCUUAAAAAUCGUUUCCUUAAAAAGCUUCUUCCAUAUUUCCAUCCUCACUAAAAGCAAUUCAUUUCUUUGGAAUGGAAGGAAAGUAACUUUGUUUAGGCUAAGGUUGGUUACUUGCUCAUAUAAAAUUUAUUAAAAAUUGGAUAAGAAGGCGCCUACAUUUUAACUACUCCUCCAAGUGAGCUAAUUUGUAUUAGCAGAAGUUUCAUGGGAGAACUUUAUCACAUCUUAGUUAGUGAUUAUAGUAAUGAUAUGAAGCACGAAGCAACACAGCUUCUGAAACCUUCUGAAUUUAAUGAAAAAAUGAUCAGAGAAUACAUCAGUUGGAUUGGUUUAUUCUCCUAAAUGAAAUAAGGUCAAAAAUUAUUAGAAGAAGCAAAAAUUUGGGAUACUCUUAAAAACUAUGUUACUAUUGAUAAGGGCAAAAGAGAUCAUAUCUUAAAUCUCAUUUUAUAUUGUCUUGAUUAUGGAAAAGAAAAUAACUCUAGAGAAUUCCUUCAGUUCUGUCUAGAAAAAGGUUCUAUUAACCUUUAAAAAUCUUGUUUAGAACUUCUUAGGCUUUUAAACAGAAGUGAAUUUAUAGAUUUUUCGAAGUGGGGAAUAGAGCUAAUAGUCCAAAAGCUUGAUAUAAACUAGAAUGAAGAUAUCAGAAUGAAGGCUCUUAGUGUGGCCAAAGAAGUUACAUAAGAAAAAUAAUAUUUAAUGGAGUUUUUGAAGAAGCAGCCCUGCUUAUAAGAUCUUGGUAAGGAAGGAGAUUAAUUUUUGAUGACCCUUUUGAGUAGUGAUUUAGGGUUCGAAUAUUUAUCUAAGAUGAGUGAGCAAUAAAAUUGGGUAGAAGAAUAAAUGUAAAGAUGGAAGGAGCAGUAGAAUUUAGAUUAUGUCAACAAAAUCGAAACAUGCUUGUUAAAAGCAUUAAACUAUGUUUAGGACUAUGACGAACCAAAUGUUUACAGAUUCCCUGAUAUCCUAAAUAACCCUUAGAAUUCAUUCCUUACUCUUGGUUUCAUCCAUCGUAUGCCUUGGAUUAUGACUAUAGAUUUCAAUACAGCAGAUUAUAAGGACACUGUGCAAUUUAUGGUAUAGAUCGAAUACUAAGGGCAAUAAAAUGUUAACUAAUUCAUACUUGUUGGAGCUCCUGACCCAUAUUCUGCAUAUCUCCACCCAGAAAAAUACAAAAUUCCAAUUGACUAUAAAUUCUAAAUUAACUUCAGUCUUUAAGUUGGAAAGAAUUAUUUAGAUAAAUAAUGCAAUGAUUAGGCUGAACCAUAUGUGACUCACAUAAAAUUUGACUUUAAUGAUAAAAGUUAAUUCCCUUAAUUCUAAAAUAAACAAAUAAUUAUUAAUAAAGGAGGUAUUAACUUAAUAUUUGAUUAGGAUGAGAAUCAAAAUACUAUUAAGUUAAGAUAAAUACGUUUGUUUAUGAAAAUGGGAGAGAACAAUCGUUCAAACUAGGAAAAGAUUCCUUUACAUUUCUAUGGGGAACUAGUCAAAACAAAACAAGGUUAAAAGAUGCUUAUGGAAAAUAAAAUCAUAGAAAAUUGCUUUGAAAGCAUAAAAAACCCAAAAGAAUGUAUCAUGAAUAAAAGAGCAUCUUUAUGGGCUAUUGGAAAUAUUUGCUACUGCAAAGAAGGUAUUAAAAAAGUAAAAGACAUGAAGUUAAUAGACCACCUAGUUCCACUUGCAGAAUAAAGUGAAAUACUAUCUCUUAGAGGAACUUGUCUUUACAUCUUAAACAUGAUAGCAAAUACAGAAUAGGGAAGAAUUGAGCUAGAAAAGCAAGAGUGGAUUUCUCACUGGAACUCAAAUUUAGGAUGGAUUACAAUGCCAAACAAUAUGAGACAAUUCUUCUAUAUCAGAAAUAUACACAAAGAAGGUUAAAGAACUUACUGGCCUAACCAAAACGAGUUUUGGGAUAAACUCACUGCUUAUUAAAAAGGAUUCUAAAUGGGAGAAGAUGAGAAUAAGUUAUUAGAAAAUGUUGCUCUGAUGAGCAAUGCUUUGACUUACAAAAACGCCAGUUCAGAAAUCAAAAAAAUAGCCAAAAAAAAUCCAACUAUUUUUGAAGAUAAAAAUGUGUUCUUUAAUGUAAUCUUAAUGCUUGACUUUUAUAAAUUUAAGCAUGAAAACAGAAAAUUUAUUCUCAGCUUUUUCGAUAGGCUUUUCUCAUCUGAAGAGAUAUUUUUAAAAUUGGAUACUAAUCCAAUCUUAAUAAAACCUAUUGUUUGA